AUGGAAUGUACUGAGAGGUGUUAUUUUUCAUCAGAACACAAGAGUAUUUUCAAAUAAAUAUGUCUCAAUUUCUUGAUAUUACUUUGCCUGAAUAUGUUGGAAGUGACGAAAAUAUUGAAGAAAUAUCCAUCGGAACCUUCUGUGUUUGUUGUCUUUCCCGUAAAAAUGUAUUCGUCAAUUUAUUAUCAUGUAAACAUUCCUCUUUUUUGGAAUGUUUUUUCAAAUAUAAGAUGGAGUCCCCAAACAACUUUGUAUGCGUAUUAUGCCACAGAAUGUUGGAAAAAAUAGACAAAUUCAAAUGCCAAGUUGAAGAGAGUGUCUUAGUUUUGAAUGAGCAGAGACCGGAUAUCAAAGUAUCAAAAUUCCAUCAUCUGCAAGUAUCAAAAACUGAAACGACAUCAGUGAACUAUGAUGAUUUUAAAAACGAAAAUUCAAUGGAUGAUGAUUGUAAAAGCGAUAAUGAGGUGCAGUGUGAUGGUAAUAAGGUCCAUUUUGACAUAGCUACAGAGGUGAAGGUGGAACGCGAUUCCUCUGACCAGGAUGUGCCUCUGGCAGAAGUUAAGAAGCAAAGGAAAAGAAAGAGAAAGGAACUAAAGAAGGAUAAGGUACCUAAAAAGCGUUCAGCAACACAAACAAUUGAACAGAAGUACGCCGGCAAACUUCGCACAGUCACUCUCACCGAGCAAGAGAUGUUGGAAGAGAGAAGGGAGUUGAGCCGAGAGGAGAAGUACCUCCGGCUGCCGUACAAAUGUGAGAGCUGCGUUGUCGGCUUUGAGUUCGAGAUGGCGUGGAAGAGUCAUGUCGAGAAGCAGCAUAAUAAGACGGGAUUCACAUGCGAAUUGUGCAAGUCAGUGCUGAGUUCCGCCUCGUCUCUGAAGGAACAUGGCAGACGACAUCUCCGAAGGUACGAAUGCACAAUAUGCAAGAAGCGAUAUAAGGAUGAAUACAGCGCGGUGCAACACUUCAAUGAAUUACAUAGUGUAGCCGGCGCCAUCAUGGUCGAAUUCCAGUGUCCGCAAUGCGAUUUCUCUACAAGAUCACACCGAAGUCUGAGAUAUCACAGGUCCAAACACAAGCAGGACAAAGAUAAAUGCAGCAUCUGUGGAAACGAAUUCACGAAUAAAAGCAGUCUCAAAAUACACAUGUACACGCUCCACAAGCAGUCGUCGCGCGUGUACAAGUGCGAGCCUUGCGGCAAAGUGUACCGCGGCAAGUCGGGGCUGUUCACUCACCUGAGCACCGCGCACGAUACUGCCGACCGCCGCGCGUACUGCGUGUCGUGCCGCACGUAUUACAGGACUGCGCAUAAUUUGGCGCAUCAUUUGCGCACGCAUUCAAGUCAUAUUACUGAAGCGGAGAAGAAGUUUGGUUGCGACGAGUGUGGCUCUCGAUUCAUUUCGAAAUCUACCCUCAAAAGUCACAUAGAAUGGGAGCAUCUUGAAAUAAGGAACAACAGAUGCACCAAAUGUUCCAAGGUGUUUCGAAGAAGCACGACUUUGAAGAAACACGUGGAGUUCGUUCACGAGAAAAAACGGCCGCCGCGGAACAAGAUAUGCGACUACUGCGGUCAGGGGUUUACUACUGCAGCGAUCUUGCGGUCUCACAUUCGCACUCAUACAGGCGAGCGACCUCACCGCUGCGUGCACUGCGGAGCAACCUUUGCGCAUUCCUCGGCGCUGUACAACCAUAACAGGCUGUUACACAACCCUGAGAGGGAUAGGAGACAGUAGUGUCCAUUACUGGUGAAAAGACUGGCUGCGGUAUUGCGAUUUAUGACUACAAUAGGAUAUUGCACUAUCUUGCGAGAGGUAUGACGCCAUAGUGCUCAACUGUGAUCGCUGGACAAGUAGCAGGAAUGUCCAUUACUGGUGACAGGAUAUGUAGUACUGUUUAUUACUGGUGACGGUAUAGGAAGUAUUGUCCAUCACAGAAGCCAAGUCGUAAAAAAAGUGAAAAUAAAUAUUUACACAAUU
This is a messenger RNA of Manduca sexta (tobacco hornworm), 1973 nucleotides long. RefSeq names its product zinc finger protein 595. The record is from RefSeq and is a predicted model, not a curated record. Bases 60 to 1730 code for a protein of 556 amino acids. The transcript has 11 exons. Gene Ontology annotation, biological process: regulation of transcription by RNA polymerase II. Gene Ontology annotation, molecular function: DNA-binding transcription factor activity; RNA polymerase II cis-regulatory region sequence-specific DNA binding. Lineage: Eukaryota; Metazoa; Arthropoda; Insecta; Lepidoptera; Sphingidae.